AUUAACGGAGUGACUGGUUAACACUAGAACAGAUGUAACAAGAGGCAAUAUUUUACGAAUUUCAACAAAAAUAUUUGACAUAUACAUUUACUAGAACAAUUUACGUAUAUUUGGAUUUUUCUAUACGGCAUGCAAUUUAAUUUUGGGGAUUUGUAAAGUUAAAGUUACGAUAGAUACGAAUUUUAAGCGAAGGAGAACUUCUUUCUCAUCAUUAUUUAUUUCGACAGCUUAAAUCUUGAGUAUGUACCUGUUGAUCGCUAGUCUUUUUGUAUUCUUUGGACAAUCGUUGAGCUUGCAAGUGACGAUAUGUAGUCUUGUAGUUAAAGGGACUACGCUGCCAUAUGACUACAGCAAAACAGGAGUUGCAAUAGCAAUGGGCAUAGAGGAUGCACGCGUCAACCUAGGAGGAUCAUUGACCUUAAAUUACAUUCGCCGUGAUAUAGGUGACUCUUGCUCACAAACAGCAGCCGUUGGGGCUAUCUUGGCAGAGGCUUACCUCAUGGAGAACGCAUCAAUCUUCAUUGGACCAGCUUGCCCGGUUAUGCUUGAGAGAGUAUGGCGUAUGACGGAGUAUUGGAACGUCCCUGUUAUAACGCCAGGAGAACUGCCCCAGUCACUACCGUAUGAUGGCCUGAAGUUGAGUCCAAACAUUAUACAAAUGUCAUACACUGCUGACACUGUCGUGGGGUUCUUAUUAAGCAUCUUCAACAAAUACGGUUGGAAACAGGUGGCUCUGGUAUAUGAUGCGGAUAGCGCAUACUGCUCAAAGCUCGCAGCAACGCUAGAUGAAAUGGUAAAUGGAACCUCCUAUACAGUGACAAAGAUAUCAACGACGACAAGCAACUUCGACCAAAUAUUUGGUAAAGUGGAAAAAGCUUCUAAAGUUGUUUCUGUCUGCCUGUCAGAACCUGAUGUCAUUGAAAUGAUACGUGAAGCAGAAGUCAAAGAGAUGACAAAUGGUCAUUUUGCAUUUUUCUUGCUGGAUGAUCACGACCAACCAUUUUUGACCAAUCUCUUAACGGUUCAAAGUAUUCAAGAGGCGCUUCGAGCAGCUUAUCUGAUAACAAUGCAACGACCUGCCAUUGAUCAGGAUUUCAUAGAUUUCAAAUCGAGAUUAAAGGACCGAUCAGCUCAAGAGGGAUAUGUUUAUGGAAGCACAGAAGAGGUUAGUGAAUAUGCAGAGUUGUGGUAUGACAGUGUCACGUUGUACGCCCAUACUAUACAAGGCAUGGUGUCUCGUGGAGAGGAUAUACUCAACAGGGUAUCUGUAGUCAGCCAUAUGUCAGACACGACAUUCAAAGGUCUUAGAGGCAAUGUGACGAUGAACACACAUGGUGUCAGAGAGGAGGAUUUAGAAUUGUAUUCAAUAGAUUCAAGUUUCAAUAUGCAAUUGGUUGCCACAUUUGACGGUUCGGAGCGUUCCUAUAUAGAGGUCAGUGAGAUAAGCUGGUUGGGCGGAGUGCAACCUUCAGAUGGACCGUCGUGCCAGUUUGAGAAUUGUGGCGAGACUGAAUCCAUUUCUUUCAUUGUGAUAAUUGUGUGUGUUUGUUGUGCUGUUGCGGCUGCUAUAGCAAUAGCUGGCUUCUUAUACUAUAGAAGACAGAAUGAUGACGAUUGGUGGAGAGUAACAUGGGAUGAGUUACGAAUUAAAACCGUCAGGACUCUGUCAAGUCGAACAGUUGCUACUAGCCAAGGGUCUAGAUUGUCUAAGGCUUCUGUAGGGGCAGCUUCCAUGCAGCAGUUGUUCACGCAGGUGGGGGUGCUUAAGGGGAACCAAGUGGCAGUGCGUUCGGUGCCCCUUCACCCAAUGGUUAAACUUCAUGUGGAUGACGGGCUGAGGCAACAAUUACGAGAGUUAAGAGAGAUCACGCAUCCAAACCUUGCACGUGUAGUUGGUGUAGUCAUCGAGCCUCCUACUGUGGCAGUACUUACAGCAUAUUGUCCUAAAGGAAGCCUACAGGAUGUCCUACAGAACGAUGCAAUGCAACUAGACUGGUCUUUCAGAAUCUCCAUUGUUCAGGAUAUCAUAAAGGGGAUGAUCUAUUUGCACGACAGUACUCUAAAGAGUCAUGGGAAACUAAGAAGCUCAAAGUGUGUCAUAGACAGUAGAUUUGUUCUAAAGAUCACAGACUAUGGGUUACCCACGAUAAGAGGCGCAGAAUAUCACGAUGAGACAUCGGUGUACUGGAAUGCGUUCUUGUGGACUGCCCCUGAACAUUUAAGAGGAUCGACUAGUUUGUUAGGCAGUCAAGAAGGCGACGUUUACAGUUUUGCAAUAAUACUUCAGGAAAUUGUGACAAAAACGGGACCUUAUGAACAUAUGCCGGAAACCAUCUCUACAGAGGAAAUUGUUUCGCGGAUCAGGGUUGGGGAGCAACCUCCUUAUCGCCCAUACGUGGACAAGUCCGAGUAUGAAUGUGCAGAUGUCAUUUACGAACUCAUGCAAGACUCUUGGGACGAGGAGCCAAAAAAUCGACCUUCGUUCCAAAAAAUUAAGCGAAUAAUGACCAAAGCUGGAUCAUGGCGAGAAACGGAUAACUUAAUGGAUACACUGUUGAAACGAAUGGAGCAAUAUGCCACAAACCUUGAGAACAUGGUGGAAGAAAAGACACAGGCCUUUAUAGAAGAGAAAAAACGUUCUGAACAAUUGUUAUAUCAAGUUUUGCCAAAAUCAGUCGCAGAUAAACUAAAGAACAACCAAACAGUAGAAUCAGAAGCUUAUGAAUGUGUCACCAUUUACUUUAGUGACAUUGUUGGUUUCACUACGAUAUCUUCUGAGAGUACUCCUAUGCAAGUGGUUGGUCUUCUUAACGACCUCUAUACGUGCUUUGAUGCCGUCUUGGAGAACUUUGAUGUUUACAAGGUUGAGACUAUAGGUGACGCAUAUAUGGUGGUCUCGGGUUUACCCAUGCGCAAUGGAAAUAAUCAUGUGCGUGAAAUUGCCCGGAUGUCACUCACACUGCUUCAUAAAAUAACUAUUUUCAAAGUGCAUCAUAGACCAGAGGAGGUUCUGAAAUUGAGGAUAGGUCUUCACUCAGGUCCAGUUUGUGCUGGCGUGGUCGGUUUGAAGAUGCCGCGCUACUGUCUCUUUGGUGACACUGUGAAUACAGCAUCCAGGAUGGAGUCGAAUGGCCAAGCCAUGAAAAUACAUAUUAGCUCAGUAAGCAAGAAUCUGCUGGAUAAAUUUAAGGGGUUUGAAAUUGAUCUGCGAGGUGACAUCACAGUAAAGGGAAAAGGCGAGAUGACAACGUAUUGGCUAACAGGUGAAUCUAAUGUAGAUUUUUCCGACACACAACAAUUUUUUGGCCAAAGGAAAAGUAAGAUUGAAAAAGAAAGUGUUGUAGAACCACCAAUGUAUGUGAAUGCUGAAAAUGAUGUUAAUGGAUCACAAACGCAUGUGCCGGACGCAACACCGGAAGUUAAAGAUAAAGAGGCAUCUGAUGAGUUAUUAACACCUGAAAUUCCAGUUCUCCAAACAACGGCGCCAACACCAACGAUCGAUAAAGAUGAUGUAUAUGAUAUAUAGACGAAAUGUAUCAAUUGAUUGAUAUUUGCUCAGUUGAUCUACCGUAUAACAGUAGCCAUAUUUUGGUAUUAGUAGACAUCCAAAAUGAAACAGUAUAAUGAGCGUUCAAACGUUUACUCAAUAUAGAAGUGUCUUUUUGUACAGUUGACCAAUCACGGGUUUUUAAUGAACAAAACAAAUACUUUAAAUACUGUAUAUUUAAUUUAUUAUAUGAUUAUGUUAAAAUAUGAGCAUCGUAUCUCAGCACAAUGUAUAUAUUUUAUGUAUUUCAACCAAUCAAAUUGCUAAAAUUAUCAUUUGCCAUUUAAGUAAAGGUGAAGUAAAACCAAUCAAAUUGCUGAAUUAUCAUUUGCCAAGUAAAGGUCAAGUAAAAACAAUCAAAUUGCUGAAAUUAUCAUUUGCCAAGUAAAGGUGAAGUAAUUACGAUUUAAGUCAAAAGUAAAUGGGGAACGUUCGAGUUAAAAGAAGUAAUAGGGGUUGCCCAUCCCCAAUGGACAGCGAGACAAAGCAUGCAUGCUUUGCAUCAAGUGUUCCUCAGUUACAAUUGAUCAGAAAUACUGACAAAAUCUAUUUUAAAAUUAUCCCAUUGUCAUGAAAACAUGCAAGUUUAACACGUGCUCCAAAUGGAGACGUCCAUUUACCUAAUUUUUAAAUGGUAGUGUAUCUGGAAAACUACAUGUAAAAGUAUUUGUGUUAGUUGCAUACCUUCGAAGAUUCUCGGAUGUUUAAACCUUUAAAUUUUGAAUUUUCCCAAAUAUAAUAGCGGGUACAAUAAUGUCCUCAUAUGGCGACAUGUUUUACGAAUCAAAAACAUCUAUAAAUAUUGCACGCAUUGAGUGUUUUUCUCUCCAAAAGAAAUACAAUUCAUGGAUUUUGCAUUUCAUCAUUUUAGUAUUUUUAAAGUACUUAAGUACUAUGUACGUUUAUAGUAAUAAAGGACGUUGUCAGUUAUAA
This is a messenger RNA of Owenia fusiformis, 4480 nucleotides long. Lineage: Eukaryota; Metazoa; Annelida; Polychaeta; Sabellida; Oweniidae. The record is from the annotation of a GenBank genome assembly.